CGCGAAGGCUGUCAGAGCUGGUGAGUGGCCAGGCGGAGCUGCCAUGGAGCAACACCGCUGGCUUCCGCUGGAGGCCAACCCCGAGGUCACCAACCAGUUUCUCAAACAAUUAGGUCUGCAUCCUAAAUGGCAAUUUGUUGAUGUAUAUGGAAUGGAUCCUGAACUCCUUAGCAUGGUACCAAGACCAGUGUGUGCAGUAUUACUUCUCUUCCCUAUUACAGAAAAGUAUGAAGUAUUCAGAACAGAAGAGGAGGAAAAAAUAAAAUCUCAGGGACAAGAUGUUAAAUCGUCAGUAUAUUUCAUGAAGCAAACAAUCAGCAAUGCCUGUGGAACAAUUGGACUGAUCCACGCUAUUGCCAACAAUAAAGACAAGAUGCAUUUUGAAUCUGGAUCAACCUUGAAGAAAUUCCUAGAGGAGUCUGUGUCAAUGAGCCCUGAAGAACGAGCCAGAUACCUGGAGAACUAUGACGCUAUUCAAGUUACUCAGGAGACCAGUGCCCAUGAAGGUCAGACUGAGGCACCAAAUAUAGAUGAAAAAGUAGACCUUCAUUUUAUUGCAUUAGUUCAUGUAGCUAGGCAUCUCUAUGAAUUAGAUGGACGGAAACCAUUUCCAAUUAACCAUGGUGAAACUAGUGAUGAAACCUGGGACACUGGGUUCUCUAGGAGCAGCCCCAGGCUUAAUGAUUGUCCAGAAGGUGGCUAUAAAGAGAGCCUGGGAGUCUAG
Molecule: messenger RNA, 724 nt
Organism: Myotis daubentonii (Daubenton's bat)
Lineage: Eukaryota; Metazoa; Chordata; Mammalia; Chiroptera; Vespertilionidae
Product: ubiquitin carboxyl-terminal hydrolase isozyme L3-like
Exons: 2
Coding region: 44-724 (226 amino acids)
Source: RefSeq, a predicted model, not a curated record